GGACGCGCCGUGCCGCCCCGCCGCCGCGCUCCGCCCUUCCGCCGGGACAUGGCGCAGGAGCUGCGGCCUAUGGACGGCGACGUGGAGGACGGCGAGCUCUCCGGCUCCGACUCGGACAUGCCCGGCGCCGGCUCCCCCGCACAGAAGCUGCAUGCUGGCAGUGAUUCCUGCAGGCCCUUCCAGAGCAGCCUCUCAUCCUGCGCUCCCAGUGUUCCUUACAGGACCACCAAGAGCCUGGACUCGAGCGAGGAGAGCGGCUCCGAAUCCGAUGACGACAGCUGCCUGUGGAAGCGAAAGAGGCAGAAAUGCUUCAACUUCUCCCCUGGCAAACCCGAGCCCUUCCAGCUCAGUCAGAGCCACCAAAAACAAACUGCUCUGCGUGGGAAGAAGGUCAACAACAUCUGGGGCGCCGUGCUCCAGGAGCAGAACCAGGAUGCGGUGGCAACUGAGCUCGGGAUUCUGGGCAUGGACGGUUCAAUUGACAGGAGCAGGCAGUCUGAGACUUACAACUACCUGCUGGCUAAAAAGCUGAUGAAGCAGAAGGAGGCAGAGACUUUGGAUAAGGAGCUGGAUGAAUACAUGCACGAUGACAAGAAGACAUUGCCGGCAGAGGAGGAAAACGGGCAGGGCUUCCUCAAACGGAAGCGGCCCAUGAAAGACAGACUGGGGGAAAGGCAAGAGAUGAAAUACAAGGGAAGGUAUGAGAUAACAGAGGAAGAUUCAGAGGAAAAAGUGGCAGAUGAAAUUGCUUAUCGACUUUGUGAGCCAAAGAAAGACUUAAUUGCUCGAGUAGUGAAAAUAAUUGGGAAGAGAAAAGCCAUCGAGCUGCUGAUGGAAACAGCUGAAGUAGAACAGAAUGGUGGACUGUUCAUUGUGAAUGGCACCAGGAGAAGAACACCUGGAGGUGUCUAUUUAAACCUGCUGAAGAACACACCGAGCAUCAAAGAAGAAAAAAUCAAGGAAAUAUUCUAUCUGGAAAACCAAAAGGAGUAUGAAAACAAAAAAGCUGCCAAGAAGAGGAGGAUACAAGUUCUGGGGAAGAAGAUGAAAAAGGCCAUCAAGGGGCUUAACCUGCAGGAAUAUGAUGAUGCAUCUCGGGAGACUUUUGCCAGUGACACAAAUGAGGCUCUGGCUUCCCUGGAUGAUCUGCAGGAGGGGCACCACGAGGCAAAGAUGGAACCUGAGGAUACUAUUGAAAUUGAUAAUGCCCAUGAUUUGGAGAUCUUUUAGUUCCUAAUAUUCUUGAUAGCAGAGUCUAUAAACACAGGUUAACUGAGCCUUUCUUAUAAUCCCAUGUCUUCUUGUUUUCAAAGCAUGGGGAAUACUUGAUGCUGAAGAACAGGAGGUAAUAAUUAGCUAAAUUUAACAGCAUGAAACACUUUUAAUUGUCUUGUUACUUGUUUGCCGAGUUCUCAGAAACUGUUAAGAUUUUUCUAGAUAAGAGCCCUGCAUCACCUUAGGAAGUGUUUUUAGUCACAUGUUAGUUUUAGGAGUUAAGGCUGUCUUUUAACCAAAUACUUCUCAUUUAAUUUGCUGAAGUAUACACAAAGUAAUCAGGUGAGCAAUGCUCUUUACUACGGAUAAACAGAAAAAACAGAAUAAAUUUAGUCUUGAUAUAAAUUAUCAUAUAUUCUUAAUGUGGCAGUGUAUUGACAAAAACAGUAUUUAGAGGAUUAAGACCUGUAAAAACAGAUUGGUUUGUGAAAUAAUUUUAGUGGUCAGUGACCUUUGAAUAACAACCUUGUAAAUAAGCAGUAUUGAGCAAUGUAUGUUUCAGAUUUCUGCAGUAUUUUUAUUCUUUGUAUUCCAAUGGUGACUUGAGCUUCCUAUCUGUUCUUUCUAAACAUUUUCCAUUAUUAGGCACAUACCUAAGUUCCAUGGAUCUUUUUGUUUGCAGACAAAUUUAACUGAAAGUCUUCAGAGUAGUGAGAUUUUACUGAGCUGUGUUCCAUUCAAGGGUCUGUAGACUGUAUGUGCAGAUAUAAACCCUUUACCUUUCAGUUCUUGUUUCUGUCCUCCUCCUGUGUGCAGUGAGAUAAAGUGCAGCUUGCAGAAGAUCUGGAGUUUUUCUGUGCUGACUCUUGCAGGGGAUAUUUUUUUUUUGUUAUUUACUUGAUGCAGGAAACUGUUGUGUAGUUCUUUAGUUUGGCCGAAAAGAAUUUUUGUGUUGAAUAUUGUUUUUAAUAUAGCUGAAGAACAUGUAUAACACUGAUAUGUAUGAUGUCUGAAGUAUUUUGUCACUAAGAAGUUGUAGCUUUUUUUUUGAGUAGACACUAUUCAGCCCAACUUUUGCCCAUAAAUUUGUUCACCUUUGAGUCCUUGAGUUUCAGGAGGAAAGUGUGUCACUAAAACACAUAAUCACUUUAUAAGAUUGAACAAUCCAGUACUGCCAAGACCUUGCAUUUAAAGGAUGGCAACAUUUGAAGAAACAUUUCUUACACAUUCCAUUCCCUGCCUUACUAAACCUGGGUUUUGACUUUCCUACUUUUUAUCUGUUCACAUGUCAGAGCUCCUAAUUGUUAAAAAGUUAAUCAGAUGUGCAGCAUGACUUUGCUGGUAGUAGUUGCUCGUGCUGAAAUAACAAAAUUUCUUAGUUUUUCAUUAAUUUUCCUAACCAGUGAUGGACAGAGUAAACUGGUAACUCCUGUAGGGGAAACAGAAUUUUGUGCUGUUUAAUUGCAUUGGGACUGUACCAUUUCAUCCUGGUUUUGGGAACUGCUUGGGGAUAUGUCUUAACUCUCUUCUGGAUAGAAUCAGAAAAUUGUAACGUUGGUUUAAGCAACUUUUUUAUCAUUAUGUAAUUUGCACUGUGUAUUUUUUUAAUGUUAAUAUUUCUAACGUUGAUUUCCCAGGCAAGGGGUACUUAAA
Molecule: messenger RNA, 2868 nt
Organism: Taeniopygia guttata (zebra finch)
Lineage: Eukaryota; Metazoa; Chordata; Aves; Passeriformes; Estrildidae
Gene: PHAX
Product: phosphorylated adaptor for RNA export
Biological process (GO): snRNA export from nucleus
Cellular component (GO): nucleus
Source: RefSeq, a predicted model, not a curated record